This is a messenger RNA of Oreochromis aureus, 3687 nucleotides long. RefSeq names its product vascular cell adhesion protein 1-like. The transcript is spliced from 5 exons. Gene Ontology annotation, biological process: cell adhesion. Lineage: Eukaryota; Metazoa; Chordata; Actinopteri; Cichliformes; Cichlidae. The record is from RefSeq and is a predicted model, not a curated record. Gene Ontology annotation, molecular function: integrin binding. The coding region runs from base 79 to 1110 and encodes 343 amino acids.
ACACACACAGUAACAGUUCCUUUAAAUUUCAGACCUGAGCUGAUCAGCUUCACUUUUAGAUGACACCAGCUGAACAUCAUGUUUUGCUGUUGCAUAUUUUUGGCUGUUUCUUUGUUGCAUUCUCUGUGUCACUUCCAUGUGUCAGGCUACGAUCGUAGCUGCACAGAGUAUCCUGUGUUCACUCCAUCUGCACUGGUAGUGAAGUACGGUGACCCAGCCAAUGUUACAUGUGUUGUAUGUCAGAAGGACUGCAGGGGAGAUUCUUCUGGUUUGGAGCACGCUGUGGGAAAAUUUACAAAAAAUGGAACCACGAUGUUCUGGACGGUUGACAGACUGACUGAAUGGGACACAUAUCUCAUGUGUUAUUAUAACAAUGAUGCUGGUGAUCAGUGUGGUAGCACUGUGGAUAUAACCAUCUAUCAGCCUCCAGAAAGUGUCUCCUUCAGCUUUGUAAACCACACUGGGAUGAUGUUUGAGAAUCAGCUGUACACCCUGCAGUGUAGCGUACAGAACGUAGCUCCUGUUCAAAACCUCACUGUGACCUUCUACAGAGGAAACACAGCACUGGGUCACCUACAGUCCAACAGUGAAGAGAAGAAACCAGUGAAUGAGACCUUUACUCUGAACAUUGCCUCCAGUAGAGAAGAUGAUGGAGCCCAGUACUGGUGUGAAGCCAAGCUGGAGCUGGGACCAGCUGGACCACAGCGCCCUCCAGUGGUGACAUCAGAAAAACUCCCUGCUAUAGUUCACUAUGGACCUGAGCUAAUAGGGCCACCAAAUCCAGAUGUGAUCACAAUCACAGAAGGAGACACUCUACACCUGAACUGCUCCUCUGUGGGAAAACCUAGGCCCUCAUACACCUGGACACUUCCAACAAAUAGUCCUUCCUACAGUGGCAGCGUUCUCACUAUUAAAUCUGUCGGCUUUGAGCACGAAGGACAGUAUAUCUGCACUGUGAGCAACACAGUAGGGACUGUCACCAAGGAGUUUAACAUUGAUGUACAAGCUUCCCCCUUGAUACGGAUAAUAGUUGGGGUAUCUGCAGCUGUUCUGUUUGUCUUCAUACUUUGUGUCCUAUGUUUUCGUUCCUAUAAACAAAACCGAAAGUGAAGCUACAACCUAAAGGAUGUUUUAAGGUUCCCUAAGCGCACUGCCUUGCCUCUGCAAAACUGCGAGAAUGUCUGAACUGUGGACAAAAAGUCUGGAGCUGUUUCUUUGACAUUAGGUGCUGCCUAAUUCUUCAAGUGAACUUGCCAAGUUUGACAUCAUCCCGGUUUGAUUGAGGUAGUAGUUACCUUCCUCUACUGAUGACAUCUGAUGACACCAAACAACAAAAAUGACAGCAUGAAAUGAAGACUUUAAGUGACAUGACCAGUGACCUAAAUACUGAGUGGAAAAAAAGCUCCUUCCUCUUUUUUGAAGCUUCUGCUUUCAGGGUACUGUAACACAGUCAGCAGCAGUUUUGCACUCAUUUCCUGUAAACAUGCUGCCUUAAAUCACAGGUCUUGGGUUGUAGCUUUUAAUGAGUGAUCUCUAUAUUUCAUUGUACUGAGUGUGGAAUUAAAAGGCCCUGUGUCGAUACAGACUGAAAACACAGGAUGUCACCAGCUUUUUCCACCAGUGACCCUACUCUGUAACUUUAUGUGGUCUACCACUUUAUGGCCUAUUUGCUAGGGUUCCUAAAAUCACUUCCACUUUGGUAGAGCUGAUGGUGGAAUUGGAAGGAAGACAAACUGAUGUGCUGAAUCGGUGGCAAAGAUUAAGAGGUGUGGCCCAAUACUUUUGACCGAAGGGUGCAGGUUAUACCCACCCCCCCAUAAUGAUAAUAAUAAUAAUAAUAAUAAUAAUAAUAAUAAUAAUAAUAAUAAUAAUAAUAAUAAUAAUAAUAAUAAUAAUAAUUUAACAGAAGUCAGUGGGCUACAUACUGAACUUAGAGGAUAUAAAUAAAAUAUUGAUCCUAUCAAAUGCCUCACCUCUACUUGACAGAAAACCGGAAAGCAGCCAACAUCCAAAGAAGAGCUUCAAGAAGACUGUUCCUAAAAUCUACUUAUAGGAAUGACAAGAAAGCUUGCCUGGAGCUCAGGCUGUGUUGAGGAACAAAUGUGGUGACACUAAAUAUGCUGGCAUUAGGUAUUUUCUGUUCUGCAGUUUGCCCUCUAGUGGUUGUUUUGUGUAUUUUUACUCUGCAAGAUCUAGCCAGAGGCAGUUUCACCUCUGUUAAUCUGUUGCCAUACAUGCCUUCACAAGUUGAUAAAGGCAUCACCUGUAAGUAAUAUUGUUUGUUAUCAUUGAGUCGACUUGUGUUCAUUAUUAUUUGUUGUGAAAGUGCAUAGUUUGUAGUUUGAAUUUAACUUGAAUGGGUGUAUCACCUAAGCUAGUAGGUCAAGUUAGCUUGUAUGCCAUCUGGUUUCUUUAACAUUUUGAUCAUGAGUGUGAUUUCAUUUGAUGUUUUAUUCAGGGACUCAGCAGAUAAAUAUUGUGCUCAUAUUUUUGAAUAUAUGACUUACUGGUGUGUUUGUUAUAUUGUAUAUUGAAGCAGUAUUUUUAUUGGUUUAUUUCUGGUGUUGGUAAAUGGACUGGUUCUUAUGUAGCGCUUUUCCACUCUCACUGAGAAGCACUUUUAUUGGGUGCAUUCACUAGUGAUGUGCGAUACCACUGAUUUCCUUUCCGAUCCGAUACCAAGUAAAAUUCAGGGUGGUAUCAACGACACUGAUCCGAUACCGAUACUCUGUACAAAAACAUAAUGUUUCAUUGUAUUUCAUAAUACAAUAUAUAACUGUAUUAUGUAAUUGUAAUAAUAAUAUGAUAAUAUAGCUUCAUAAUGAUUACAGGACAUCAGACUAUUUGUUCUUAUUGCUUAAUAAUACAGAAUUAUCAUAUAGAAAUAAAACCUGAAGCUGAAGCGCUGUUUGAACACGUUGCCUGCCUGCAGCACUAAAGGACUCCAUGAGAGACGUCUGUCUCGCCAUAGCAGCACUUGUCCCUCUCCUCCUCUUCAGUUCGCCUCAACAUAACUCAUCAUAUUCUGUGAUAUGAUUUACUCUGAGGUGUUUGACGAGGUUAGUGGUGUUGCCACAACACCUCACUGUCUUGCCACAUGUAUUGCAAACCGCGUCUUGGCUGUUUGUGGAGGUAAAAUAUGUCCACACAUGACUCUGAUUACGCUCAGCCACUGUUGUGAGUGUGCAUCCAGGGGCUGCGACACAUUUAUACAGCCAUAUUUCGCAUAUGACUAUGAAAUGCGUAAGAGGAAGUAGCUCCUUCCAAUAUAGACGAUCCGAAUGAUAUCGUUUCUUUCCACUGUGUUCCUGUUAAUGAUAAACUACAAAUUUACCCUAAAGUACUAAAAUAGUGAUAUUUUAAUAUGAGAAUCGAUUCUAUAACAUAAAUUACUGGUAUCGGAAGAAUCGAUAUUUCAAUAUCGAUCCGCACAUCACUAGCAUUCACCCAAUCAUACCCAUUCACACAAGCACUUUAUCUAAGGUUUUUAGUGCUUCUAACAUUCACAGAUGGAUGCAUUGGUAGGAUAUUAUCUUGCCCAGGAUAUUUGGCAUGUAGACUGGAGGAGUAGGAUUGGGAUCAAACCACCAACCUUCUGGUGAGUAGGUGACCUGCUCUACCACCUGAGCUACAGGUUUUGUCAACAGUUUCACACUUUUUCCUUAUUAAAUCUUCCAACUCAACACA